AUGUCAAUAAACCCAAUAACCACCCAACCAAUGUAUUUUAACCAGCAACAGCAGCAGCAACAGCAGCAGCAACAGCAGCAGCAACAGCAGCAGCAGCAGCAACAACAACAAUAUUUUACGAUAAAUAAUAAUGGUCACCAUGAGCAUAACAGAAAAGGACAACCUCAAAACAUCAGAGAUUGGAGCACCGGCCUAUGCGCAUGUUGUGAAGAUGUUAACGGAUGUCUUUACUGCUUCUUCUGCUACCCGUGCUUCUUGUGCUCAGUAGCGGCUAAAACCGACGAAUGUUGCUUGGGGCCGAUUUGCUGCUACCCAUGGUUCCUCUACAGCCUGAGAACCAAAGUGAGGGCACAGCACGGAAUUAAGGGCAGCGUAUGCAAGGACUGCGUGUGCAUGACAUUUUGUGAGAAAUGUGCCGCCCACCAACUCUACAGGGAGCUGAAGAACGUCGAUAAGUGA
Molecule: messenger RNA, 459 nt
Organism: Helobdella robusta
Lineage: Eukaryota; Metazoa; Annelida; Clitellata; Rhynchobdellida; Glossiphoniidae
Exons: 3
Coding region: 1-459 (152 amino acids)
Source: RefSeq, a predicted model, not a curated record